AUGGGGUCUGAACUUAUAUAUAAAUAUAAUACUAUUAUUAAUGUGAAAUUAUAUACUACUAAACAAUACAAAAAAGAAUUAUCUGAAAUAGUUCAAGACCAGUUGCAGAGAGUUAAUAUAAUAGAUAUUGCUGAUAUGGAUAUUUCAGAGUAUGGUUUCAAAAAAUGCAGUUUAAUUGAAGUAGCAGAUAAAAAAAUAAAUAAAAUUGAAAAAACUAAUAAAGAUGAAAUUAAUAAGAUUAAUGAAGAAAUCGGUAUAGUUUAUGAAGAAAUUGAUGAAGAAAUUGAUGAGACUGGUGAAGUUAAUGGUGAAACUGAAGAAAUUGAAAAUUUGAUAGAUGAG
This is a messenger RNA of Dentiscutata heterogama, 342 nucleotides long. The record is from the annotation of a GenBank genome assembly. Lineage: Eukaryota; Fungi; Glomeromycota; Glomeromycetes; Diversisporales; Gigasporaceae.